AUGGAGGAUAUGAUAGUCAAACAGUGUCUUAUUGGGCAGGGAGCAUCUGGAAAAGUCUACAUGGCCGUCUCUAGAAACGGCGGCGGCAGUCGACUGCUGGCAGUGAAAUCUUCGGUUUGUUCUUCUUCCUCUUCUUCCCUUCUCAGGGAGGAAGAGAUACUCCGCUCUCUGGGGGCUUGCCCUGAUGUUGUUGAGUGCUUCGGUGGUUAUUCAAGCAUGGAAGUUGAUGGCAGUUGGGUUUAUAAUCUAAUUCUAGAGUACGCACCCGGAGGAACUCUGAGGAGUUUGAUGGAAAGGCGCAGAGGUAAAUUGUCGGAAUCUGAAGUUCGGGAUUACGCAAGAAUGAUAAUCAGAGGGCUUUGCUACAUUCAUCAGAAAGGAUUGGUUCACUGCGAUCUGAAGCCGGAUAAUGUUCUAGUUUUUCCUGGCGUAGAUGGUGGGAAUGUGGUUAAAAUUGCUGAUUUUGGACUGGCUAAAAGGGUGGGAGAAGAGGAAGCGCCCCGAGUCAGCUUCCGGGGCACGCCGUCUUACAUGUCGCCAGAGUCUUUGGCUUUGAAGGAGCAUGAUGCGCCCAUGGAUAUAUGGUCCCUAGGGUGCACUAUUAUUGAGAUGGUGACCGGACAAAGGGUCUGGACUGGCUGCAAGCGUGUGGGUGGGAUGGUUGAGCAUGUGGUGGUUAACAAGCAAGUACCCAAAACACCUGAAUUAUUGUCGCAGUAUGGGAAAGAUUUUUUGGAGAAGUGCUUCGUGAGAGAUCCGAAGUGGAGAUGGACGGCUGAGAUGCUCCUCCAUCACCCUUUUGUGGCCCCCCCUCCCCCUCCUACCGGGACCCCGAUACUAAUGACCGGCUUGCUACCCUUUAGAUAUUGUCCCCUAAGUGAUACGGGACGAAAGUUUUCUUCGAGCUUUCCUUCUUUGAUGGGCCGCUCUUUAACACCGUUGCUUCCACCCGUUUUACUUCCUUCUUCUUCUUCUUCUUCAUCUUCCGAGGAGUUGCUUCCAACUAUUUCAAUUCCUCCCACAUUCUUUAAUUCUUUGCCUCAUUCCUUACCUUCUUCCGAGGAGCCUUCUAUUUGUGAAUUGCUUUCGAAUCUUUCUCUUCCCUCUGGAUGGGAUAGUGUUGAAGAAGUGACUCCUGGGUCUCGCAGUCAAUGA
Molecule: messenger RNA, 1155 nt
Organism: Vitis riparia (riverbank grape)
Lineage: Eukaryota; Viridiplantae; Streptophyta; Magnoliopsida; Vitales; Vitaceae
Product: mitogen-activated protein kinase kinase kinase 17-like
Exons: 1
Coding region: 1-1155 (384 amino acids)
Biological process (GO): protein phosphorylation
Molecular function (GO): ATP binding; protein kinase activity
Source: RefSeq, a predicted model, not a curated record